GCCAGGAACGCGCCGCCGGGGCUGGCGCCGCGCCCACCGGCCGCCUCGGCCGCCUCUCGUCGCGCUUUGUCUCCGCGCGCGUCCCUCCCGGUCCCUGCCCCUGCUCGCGGCCCGCCCUCGGCGCCCGCGGCCCCUCCCUCACCCUCCGCGCUCAGCCUUUCUCUGCUGCGAGUAGUGACUAAACAUUACAAGAAGGCCGGCCGCGCAGUUCCAGGAAUCGGGGGGCGGGGCGCGGCGGCCGCCUAUAUACCCGCGAGCGCGGCCUCCGCGGCGGCUCCGACUUGGACUCCCUGCUCCGCUGCCGCCGCUUCGGCCCCGCACGCAGCCAGCCGCCCGCCGCCCGCCCGGUCCAGCUCCCGCCGCGGCCCCUUGCCGCGGUCCCUCUCCUGGUCCCCUCCCGGUUGGUCCGGGGGUGCGCAGGGGGCAGGGCGGGCGCCCAGGGGAAGCUCGAGGGACGCGCGCGCGAAGGCUCCUUUGUGGACUUCACGGCCGCCAACAUCUGGGCGCAGCGCGGGCCACCGCUGGCCGUCUCGCCGCCGCGUCGCCUUGGGGACCCGAGGGGGCUCAGCCCCAAGGACGGAGACUUCGAUUCGGGACCAGCCCCCCGGGAUGCGGUAGCGGCCGCUGUGCGGAGGCCGCGAAGCAGCUGCAGCCGCCGCCGCGCAGAUCCACGCUGGCUCCGUGCGCCAUGGUCACCCACAGCAAGUUUCCCGCCGCCGGGAUGAGCCGCCCCCUGGACACCAGCCUGCGCCUCAAGACCUUCAGCUCCAAGAGCGAGUACCAGCUGGUGGUGAACGCAGUGCGCAAGCUGCAGGAGAGCGGCUUCUACUGGAGCGCAGUGACCGGCGGCGAGGCGAACCUGCUGCUCAGUGCCGAGCCCGCCGGCACCUUUCUGAUCCGCGACAGCUCGGACCAGCGCCACUUCUUCACGCUCAGCGUCAAGACCCAGUCUGGGACCAAGAACCUGCGCAUCCAGUGUGAGGGGGGCAGCUUCUCUCUGCAGAGCGAUCCCCGGAGCACGCAGCCCGUGCCCCGCUUCGACUGCGUGCUCAAGCUGGUGCACCACUACAUGCCGCCCCCUGGAGCCCCCUCCUUCCCCUCGCCACCUACUGAACCCUCCUCCGAGGUGCCCGAGCAGCCGUCUGCCCAGCCACUCCCUGGGAGUCCCCCCAGAAGAGCCUAUUACAUCUACUCCGGGGGCGAGAAGAUCCCCCUGGUGUUGAGCCGGCCCCUCUCCUCCAACGUGGCCACUCUUCAGCAUCUCUGUCGGAAGACCGUCAACGGCCACCUGGACUCCUAUGAGAAAGUCACCCAGCUGCCGGGGCCCAUUCGGGAGUUCCUGGACCAGUACGAUGCCCCGCUUUAAGGGGUAAAGGGCGCAAAGGGCAUGGGUCGGGAGAGGGGACGCAGGCCCCUCUCCUCCGUGGCACAUGGCACAAGCACAAGAAGCCAACCAGGAGAGAGUCCUGUAGCUCUGGGGGGAAAGAGGGCGGACAGGCCCCUCCCUCUGCCCUCUCCCUGCAGAAUGUGGCAGGCGGACCUGGAAUGUGUUGGAGGGAAGGGGGAGUACCACCUGAGUCUCCAGCUUCUCCGGAGGAGCCAGCUGUCCUGGUGGGACGAUAGCAACCACAAGUGGAUUCUCCUUCAAUUCCUCAGCUUCCCCUCUGCCUCCAAACAGGGCACACUUUGGGAAUGCUGAGCUAAUGAGAACUGCCAGGGAAUCUUCAAACUUUCCAACGGAACUUGUUUGCUGUUUGAUUUGGUUUAAACCUGAGCUGGUUGUGGAGCCUGGGAAAGGUGGAAGAGAGAGAAGUCCUGAGGGCCCCAGGGCUGCGGGCUGGCUAAGGAAAUGGUCACACCCCCCGCCCACCCCAGGCGAGGAUCCUGGUGACAUGCUCCUCUCCCUGGCUCCGGGGAGAAGGGCUUGGGGUGACCUGGAGGGAACCAUCCUGGUGCCCCACAUCCUCUCCUCCGGGACAGUCACCGAAAACACAGGUUCCAAAGUCUACCUGGUGCCUGAGAGCCCAGGGCCCUUCUUCCGUUUUAAGGGGGAAGCAACAUUUGGAGGGGAUGGAUGGGCUGGUCAGCUGGUCUCCUUUUCCUACUCAUACUAUACCUUCGUGUACCUGGGUGGAUGGAGCUGGAGGAUGGAGGAGACGGAACAUCUUUCACCUCAGGCUCCUGGUAGAGAAGACAGGGGAUUCUACUCUGUGCCUCCUGACUAUGUCUGGCUAAGAGAUUCGCCUUAAAUGCUCCCUGUCCCAUGGAGAGGGACCCAGCAUAGGAAAGCCACAUACUCAGCCUGGAUGGGUGGAGAGGCUGAGGGACUCACUGGAGGGCACCAAGCCAGCCCACAGCCAGGGAAGUGGGGAGGGGGGGGGGCGGAAACCCAUGCCUCCCAGCUGAGCACUGGGAAUGUCAGCCCAGUAAGUAUUGGCCAGUCAGGCGCCUCGUGGUCAGAGCAGAGCCACCAGGUCCCACUGCCCCGAGCCCUGCACAGCCCUCCCUCCUGCCUGGGUGGGGGAGGCUGGAGGUCAUUGGAGAGGCUGGACUGCUGCCACCCCGGGUGCUCCCGCUCUGCCAUAGCACUGAUCAGUGACAAUUUACAGGAAUGUAGCAGCGAUGGAAUUACCUGGAACAGAUUUUUGUUUUUGUUUUUGUUUUUGUUUUUGUGGGGGGGGGGGCAACUAAACAAACACAAAGUAUUCUGUGUCAGGUAUUGGGCUGGACAGGGCAGUUGUGUGUUGGGGUGGUUUUUUUCUCCAUUUUUUUGUUCGUUUCUUGUUUUUUAAUAAUGUUUACAAUCUGCCUCAAUCACUCUGUCUUUUAUAAAGAUUCCACCUCCAGUCCUCUCUCGUCCCCCCUACUCAGGCCCUUGAGGCUAUUAGGAGAUGCUUGAAGAACUCAACAAAAUCCCAAUCCAAGUCAAACUUUGCACAUAUUUAUAUUUAUAUUCAGAAAAGAAACAUUUCAGUAAUUUAUAAUAAAGAGCACUAUUUUUUAAUGAAAAA
Pan troglodytes (chimpanzee) is the source of this 3011-nucleotide messenger RNA. It is a transcript of the gene SOCS3, whose product is annotated as suppressor of cytokine signaling 3. Bases 689 to 1366 code for a protein of 225 amino acids. Gene Ontology annotation, cellular component: phosphatidylinositol 3-kinase complex. Gene Ontology annotation, biological process: phosphatidylinositol phosphate biosynthetic process; intracellular signal transduction. The transcript is spliced from 2 exons. Lineage: Eukaryota; Metazoa; Chordata; Mammalia; Primates; Hominidae. The record is from RefSeq and is a predicted model, not a curated record. Gene Ontology annotation, molecular function: 1-phosphatidylinositol-3-kinase regulator activity.